UCAAAUAAAGCCUUGGCUGCAGAACGAUCCUAUUGUCCUCCGUGCGUUCUUGCUGGCGAGACGAAAAGCACGGGACAUCUGGUGCUGAAACCCUGGAGUCGCCUUAUUAUCGCUGGCAUUGAGGGGACGCCCUGGUUACAGGGACCGGAACGAUCCCAUUUGGGUGCCAGAACAACUGACACGAAAAGUGAUACUUCAAAAGAGCAGAGAAGAUGCUGAGAUUCCAGUACUCAGGGAUGCUGAGCCGGAUACUUUGUCUCCCCCUAGUGUUGACAGAGAAGCUCACACUUUGGGCCAUAGCAAAAGCCUGGCCCAUACCACUCCCUGUUCAUUAUAACUCCACCCUGCUGCCUACAUUGUUUUCCACUUCUUGUGACAAUGGUCUCCCAUGAAUUAAGCCGACGGGAGAACCUGCGUCUUUGUAUACAGCCUCAAAUUAUUCGCUCUCAGGAACCUUAUGUUUUACGGUUAAAAAUAGCUCUUUGCCAUGCAUAUGGAUGGGCAAUGGCACCUUGGGCCAUUGGAUAGAUCCUCUCAAGGAUUAUCAAGCCUCCCCAGGCAUCUUGGCAGUGACACUUUCAGAAGUUGGUCAAGGAGCUGCAAAAGGAGAUGGAGGUAGACGCAGUUCUUCUAAUAUUAACGUAACUACCCUUUUAUUUCUACAUAAUGGCCUUAGACCAGGAGAACCGGGAAUUGUUUACACUCAGCAGUUUUUCCCUCAAAAGAUACUACUGCCUAAUUGCAUGCCUUUUGUGAAUUUCCCUCCACAGACGACACAAUGCCAAUCACCUUCCUCUAGAGAUAGGUCAAUUAUCCCAGGAUUUAGUUUCUCUCCACCUGUAGGACAAUAUAGGUUUACUUGGAAUCAUACGGGAGUGCAGAAUACAUGGCCAUGGUAUGAUUGGAUCUUGGCUAAUUAUCAAAAUGCUUUUACCUCAUUAACUCCUCUUGCUCGCCUUAAGGGAGAAGAAUUUUUCCUUUAUAAUAUAUCUGCUGUUAGGAACGUUAAAAGAAGGGCAGUCAGACUUCUUAAUAUAUCCAUAAACUUACUUUUGCAAAACGUGAGUUAUUCCCCUGCCCCGGUUUGCCUCAAACCACCCUUUUUCUUCCUUAUUAGUACUGAUGUGUCUAGUGAUCACCUAGAUUGUAACAGUACCCAUACACAAUGCUAUCUAUCAGAAUGUUGGGAUGGCGGCAACGAUACUGCCUUGGUAGUUCACCUACCCAUGUUUGUGCCCAUUCCAGUUAUAGAAGACCCAGACACUUUCCCUGUAGGACAAUUGUUCCAUGUCAAGAGAGAUUUUGGUAUUACUGCUGCCAUUAUUACAGCCAUUACUAUAUCUGCAGCAGCCGCUGCUACUGCUGCAGUUGCCAUGGCGUCUCAAGUGCAGACUGCAGAGGUAGUGAAUAGUAUAGUUGAGCAGUCUGCAGGAGCCUUACAAACCCAAAAUCAAUAUACUUCCCAUUUAGAAACUGGAAUACGACUUUUGAAUCAGGGAGUAGAUAUUGUACAAGAAGAAACUGAUGCACUUUGGACAAGCUAUCUGCCCAAGUGCAAGAGUAUCUUCGCACUAGAUCUCUGCCUGUCCCGGGGCAUUCAAAUGAGGUCAUGA
This is a messenger RNA of Apodemus sylvaticus (European woodmouse), 1613 nucleotides long. RefSeq lists its product as uncharacterized. Lineage: Eukaryota; Metazoa; Chordata; Mammalia; Rodentia; Muridae. Bases 498 to 1613 code for a protein of 371 amino acids. The record is from RefSeq and is a predicted model, not a curated record. The transcript is spliced from 3 exons.